UGGAGGUGAAAUAGUGCUCAUUUUUGCUCUUGUUGAAGAAGCUAUUCCUUCUUCAAUUUUUUUUUUUUUCAUAUGGCUUCUCUCACUCUAAAGCAUUUAUUCUUUGCAGCUGCUCUACUUUGCAUUGCUUGUUCCCGUUGUAGAGCACAAGAUGCAGUUCAGAUUGUAGCCAGCGCAGCUCUUUGCUUUGACAAUCGUACAGUGAUCAAUGGGUGCCUCCAAUCAAUGGGAAUAAACUUGAAUGGAACUGCAAAUGCAACUAAUGCCAAUACUAGUAACCACACUACUGGUGCUCCUCCUGCUCCCACUGGGCUAAUCCCUUUCAAGAAAAACAUUACGGCGUCUACUUCGACAUCUAAUGCGACCGCGGGAUUAUGCAAUGGGCCAUGCUUUGGGCAAAUGAUGCUGAUCAUGAACUGCGUAAACGGGAUUAUGGCCAAUUUUCAAGGGUACAACCCAGGGCUCAUGCAAGGAGUUAUGGCCAUAUUUCAAAUGUCAUGUGGUGUUGGUAGUGGGAAUAACAGCAGUGGUGGCUCUCAAUCGGAUGGCGGCAGUGGAGCAGGUUCACUUGCUGCGGCUCAUGCCGGAAACAUGACGAUUGCACCGAACAAUGGGAACGAACUCAUUAUUCCUAAACUCAUUACAUCAUGGAUACCAAUAUUUUUGGCUACUCUUUGGCUACAAUGGAGCAAGUAAUGAAUGAAGCACAUUGAUGAAGAAGAAUGUAAGAAGCCAAUUCCUUCUAUAGCAAUUUGGAGGUAUCAGAAACCCUUCAUGCCUCCAAAGAUGAGAGAGAGUGUGUACAAUAAGAAAAGAUGGUGAGGAUGAACUUUGAUUGCUGUAAAAUUACAUUCUUCUUGCUUCAUUUAUUACAUGUACAACAUCAUGUUUCAAGAGAUGUAAAACUUUUCACACUUGUACUACUAUUCGAUUGACGGCGUGGUGUGUUUUAAUUACUA
This is a messenger RNA of Ananas comosus (pineapple), 959 nucleotides long. RefSeq lists its product as uncharacterized. The transcript is spliced from 4 exons. The record is from RefSeq and is a predicted model, not a curated record. Bases 73 to 696 code for a protein of 207 amino acids. NCBI's taxonomy places the organism in Eukaryota, Viridiplantae, Streptophyta, Magnoliopsida, Poales, Bromeliaceae.